Molecule: messenger RNA, 2811 nt
Organism: Pedinophyceae sp. YPF-701
Lineage: Eukaryota; Viridiplantae; Chlorophyta; Pedinophyceae
Source: the annotation of a GenBank genome assembly
AUGUUCGGCGGCCUCUUCAAGUCGGACCCCGCGGAGGGCACGAGGAAGCGCCUGCAGCCCAUCGUCGACAAGAUCAACGCGCUGGAGGCCCAAAUGCAGGCGCUGUCGGAUGACGAGCUCCAAGCAAAGACUGCCGAACUCCAGAAGCGCGCGCAGGGCGGAGAGGACCUGGACUCCGUGCUCCCGGAAGCCUUUGCGCUCGUCCGCGAGGGCUCCGUGCGCGUCCUCGGCCUGCGCCCCUUCGACGUCCAGCUGAUGGGCGGCAUCGUCCUCCACGAGGGCAACAUCGCGGAGAUGCGCACCGGCGAAGGCAAGACCCUGGUGGCCGUGUUGCCGGCGUUCCUGAACGCGCUGUCCGGCAAGGGCGUGCACGUCGUGACCGUGAACGACUACCUCGCGCGCCGCGACAGCGAGUGGGUCGGCCAGGUCCACCGCUUCUUGGGUCUGACUGUGGGCCUGAUUCAGUCGGGCAUGGACGAGGCGACGCGGCGCAAGGGGUACGCGUGCGACGUGACGUACGUGACGAACUCGGAGCUGGGCUUCGACUACCUCCGCGACAACCUGAGCCAGAAGCGCGAGGACCUCGUCCUGCGCGCGCCCGACGCGUUCCACUUUUGCGUCAUCGACGAGGUGGACUCGAUCCUGAUCGACGAGGCGCGCACGCCGCUGAUCAUCUCCGGCGCGGCGGAGCGGCCGUCGUCGCAGUACGUCAAGGCCGAGAAGCUCGCGGGCGCGCUGGUGAAGGACGUGCACUACACCGUCGACGAGAAGCAGAAGAACAUCCUGCUCACGGACGAGGGGUACGAGGCCGCGGAGGACGUCCUGCAGGUGCCGGACCUGUACGACCCGAAGACGCAGUGGGCCGCGUUCGUCAUCAACGCGAUCAAGGCCAAGGAGAUCUUUUUGAAGGAUGUGUCUUACAUCGUGAAGAACGGCGAGGUGAUCAUCGUGGACGAGUUCACGGGGCGCACGAUGCCCGGCCGGCGGUGGUCCGACGGCCUGCACCAGGCCAUCGAGGCCAAGGAGGGCCUGAAGAUCCAGGAGGAGACCGUGACGCUGGCCAGCGUGUCGUACCAGGCGCUCUUCCGCGGGUUCCCGAAGCUGGGCGGCAUGACGGGCACGGCGGCGACGGAGGCGAACGAGUUCGAGAACACCUACGGCCUCGACGUCGUCGUGAUCCCCACGAACCGCGAAGUGAAGCGGGUCGACAACUCGGACGUCGUCUUCCGCUCCGAGCCCGGGAAGUGGAAGGCCGUCGUCGUCGAGGUGGAGCGCAUGGUCAAGUCCGGCCGGCCCGUCCUCGUCGGCACGACGAGCGUCGAGCGCUCCGAGGAGCUCGCCGCGCUCCUCGCGGAGGAGAACAUCCCCUGCCAGGUGCUCAACGCCAAGCCCGAGAACGUGGAGCGCGAGAGCGAGAUCGUGGCGCAGGCGGGCCGGAAGGGCAUGGUCACGAUCGCGACGAACAUGGCGGGCCGCGGCACGGACAUCCUGCUCGGCGGGAACCCCGAGUACAUGGCCAAGCUCAAACUCCGCGAAAUGCUGAUGCCGAGGAUCGUGUCGCUGGUGGAGUCGGACACCGCGCCGGACCUGACGUCGAAGAAGGGCGUCAAGUCCUGGAAGGCCAAGGACGACCUGUUCCCGUGCGAGCUGUCGCCCGAGACGGCGGCGGCGGCGAAGACGGCUGUGGACGCGGCGGUCAAGGCGUGGGGCGAGCGGUCGCUGACGGAGCUCGAGGCGGAGGACCGCAUCGCGGUCGCAUGCGAGAAGGCGCCGACGGACGACGAGGUCCUCGCGGGGCUGCGGGAGGUGUUCAACGCCAUGGAGGGGGAGUACAAGGUCCUGACGGACCAAGCCAAGCAGGAGGUGGUCGCGGCGGGCGGGCUGCACGUGGUCGGCACUGAGCGGCACGAGUCGCGCCGGAUCGACAACCAGCUGCGCGGCCGCGCGGGCCGGCAGGGCGACCCUGGCUCGACGCGCUUCUUCCUCUCGCUCGAGGACCAGCUCUUCCGCAUCUUCGGGGGCGACCGCAUCAAGGGGAUGAUGCAGGCGUUCCGCGUCGAGGACAUGCCGAUCGAGUCCAACAUGCUGACCAAGAGCCUGGACGAGGCGCAGAAAAAGGUCGAGGCCUUCUUCCAGGAUACCCGGAAGAACCUCUUCGACUACGACCAGGUGGUGAACACGCAGCGCGAGCGCGUGUACACGGAGCGCCGCAUGGCGCUGCUGGCGGCGGCGGACGCGCUCGACGCCCGGAUGCGCGACUACGCCGAGCAGACCGCGGACGACGUCCUGGACGCCAACAUCGACCCCGAGGUGCCCGUCGCGGAGUGGCCGCUCGACGACCUCGCGGAGAAGUAUAAGCAAUACUGCCCCCUCCUGAAGGACCUGACAGGGGACGAGCUGCGCAAGCGGGCGGGCUCCGGCGGGCCGGCGGGCGUCGAGGGGCUGCGCAAGUACCUCCGCGGCGAGGCCGUGAUGGCGUACGAGACCAAGCGCGACAUGGUGAACGCCGUCGAGGGCGGCCUGAUGACGGACGCCUCGCGCUACUUCCUCCUGCGGCAAAUCGACUCGCUCUGGAAGGAGCACCUCCAGGCGCUCAAGUUCAUCCAGACGGCGGUCGGCCUCCGGGGGUACGCGCAACGCGACCCGCUGACGGAGUUCAAGGUGGAGAGCUACGAGCUGUUCCAGGCGCUCAUGGGGCAGAUCCGGCGGAACGUCAUCUACAACGUCUACAUCUUCGAACCAGUCAAGGCCGCUGACAUCGCCCUCGAGAAAAAGAAGAUUGAGGAGACCCAGGGCGCGGUGCGCGGGUGA